Oppiella nova is the source of this 314-nucleotide messenger RNA. The record is from the annotation of a GenBank genome assembly. Lineage: Eukaryota; Metazoa; Arthropoda; Arachnida; Sarcoptiformes; Oppiidae.
AUAAUUAAAAAACUUAUUUCUAUGAAAGGUUUCGAAAUUAUUUCAAACAAUACUUGUUUUGCUGCGCGAAGAAGGACGUGAAUCAAUACUCGUCGCAACAGAGGAACGGCUACUGCACUAACAACACCAGGAGUCCGACCACAAGAUAUGAUUUGAUACAAAUGUCCAAUAAUUUCAAUUGUAAUAUCACUUCAAUACUUAUGAAGAGAGGUUCCGUCUCUACGAACAACGCGAGGGAAACGCGAGCCUAAACUCAUUUUAUACAUUACAUACACUAUUGUACACAAUAUUUCAUUUCAAUUUAUCAAAACACA